AUGAAUGCAUCAACAAUGGCGUUAUUCCACAGCCAACCUUCUUCAAUUUCACUUUCUCUCUCCUCCAAUUCGACCUCAAAAACACCUGAAUUUCCAUCCCAAGCUCAGGUUCGGUUUCUCGCCCCCAAAUCCGUUGAAACGGCGCCGUAUGGUUCGAAACUGCUCAAUCGACCUCAAUUUGCUAUUCAAUCGAUCAGUAAAUCGUCUUCUUCUUCCUCCUCCUUCAGCGAGGUGAUUGAGGGUUUGAUUAGUGGAGUUGAUUUGUCGGAAUCAGAAGCUGAAGCGUCGUUGGAUUUCUUGCUUAAUGAUCCUAAUGAACCCUUAAUUAGCGCUUUUCUUGUUUUGUUGAGGGCCAAAGGCGAAACAUAUGAAGAAAUAGUUGGACUGGCAAAUGCAAUGAUGAAACACUGCAAGAGUGUGGACGGAUUGGAGGGUGUUGUUGACAUUGUCGGUACCGGUGGCGAUGGCGCAAACACUGUAAAUAUCUCUACCGGCGCCUCUAUAUUGGCCGCCGCUUGUGGUGCCAAAGUAGCCAAGCAAGGGAACAGAUCAAGCUCUUCAGCUUGUGGGAGUGCAGAUGUUUUGGAGGAAUUGGGGGUUGCCAUAGAUUUAGAGCCUGAGGGAAUAAGAAGAUGCUUAACAGAAGCUGGGAUUGGUUUCAUGAUGUCGCCGACUUACCAUCCUGCCAUGAAGGUUGUAAGACCGAUAAGGAAGCAGCUUAAAGUUAAAACAGUGUUUAACAUCUUAGGUCCAAUGUUAAAUCCAGCUCGAGUACCUUAUGCAGUGGUUGGGGUUUAUUCUGAAGAUAUUGUAGCUAAAAUGGCCAAGGCUUUGCAAAGAUUUGGCAUGAAGAGGGCAUUGGUAGUGCAUUCAGAAGGACUAGAUGAAAUGAGCCCUAUGGGCCCUGGAAUGAUUCUUGAUGUGACUCCCGAUAAAAUUGAGAAGUUCUCUUUUGAUCCAUUGGACUUUGGGAUUCCUCGUUGCACUGUGAAAGAUUUACGAGGAGGUGGACCGGAGUACAAUGCAGAGGUUUUGAAGCGUGUACUAGGAGGAGAGACGGGAUCUAUAGCAGAUGCAUUUGUCUUAAAUGCGGCUGCUGCUCUCUUGGUUAGUGGAAAAGUUAGUACCCUUGGUGAUGGAGUAGCCCUUGCUCGUGAAACGCAGCAAUCUGGCAAAGCCCUUAAGACAUUGCAAUCAUGGAUAGAUAUAUCUAAUAAACUAAAAGAAGCUACUGCAGUUGCUGCUUAAUCCUCCAAGGAAGCAUCAAGCAUGUUGUAGAUUACUAUUAAUAUAUAGAGUUGCGUUAUAUACUCGUAUCUACACUUUUGCAAUGAGCAUGAUCUAUACCGCACCACACCUAUAAUACUGGAAAGCGCUCUUUUUUUGUGUAUGUUAUUGUUGAAGUUGUACAGUUAAAUAUUUACAGAGAUAUUCUUUCAUUGUUGUACUCCCUAGAUAAUCUGAAGUCUGAAUCUAACUGUUUUUAUACAUUUGAAGUUAAAAUUUGGUGAUUAUGUGCGUGGUUACAUGAUCUUUACA
Spinacia oleracea (spinach) is the source of this 1539-nucleotide messenger RNA. RefSeq names its product anthranilate phosphoribosyltransferase, chloroplastic. The transcript has 10 exons. Bases 1 to 1248 code for a protein of 415 amino acids. The record is from RefSeq and is a predicted model, not a curated record. Gene Ontology annotation, cellular component: cytosol. Gene Ontology annotation, biological process: L-tryptophan biosynthetic process. Gene Ontology annotation, molecular function: anthranilate phosphoribosyltransferase activity. NCBI's taxonomy places the organism in Eukaryota, Viridiplantae, Streptophyta, Magnoliopsida, Caryophyllales, Amaranthaceae.